This is a messenger RNA of Callorhinchus milii (elephant shark), 1655 nucleotides long. It is a transcript of the gene emp2, whose product is annotated as epithelial membrane protein 2. NCBI's taxonomy places the organism in Eukaryota, Metazoa, Chordata, Chondrichthyes, Chimaeriformes, Callorhinchidae. The record is from RefSeq and is a predicted model, not a curated record. Bases 113 to 595 code for a protein of 160 amino acids. Gene Ontology annotation, cellular component: plasma membrane. The transcript has 5 exons.
CACAGCACAGCACAGCUCUGCUCCCACUCACACACACUCACAGCCACAGCACUGACUCCCCAUUUGUUCUGCAGCGCCGAACUCUGUCGUGGUUUGAAGGAAGACCGUUAAGAUGCUUGUUCUUCUGGGGCUCAUCAUUGUGUUUCAUAUAAUAACAGCUGCUCUGCUGUUCAUCGCCACAAUAGACAAUGCGUGGUGGAGAAGUGACAUGUACAGCACUGAUAUAUGGCAGACCUGCUUUAUCAACAACAGCUCCUGCAGUCCGGUCAAGGUCUUGGCUGACAGUAGCUACCUUGAGGCGGUUCAGGCGACCAUGAUCCUCUCUGUCAUCCUCUGCUGUAUCUCGUUCUUCAUUUUCCUCAUCCAACUCUUCCGGCUGCCCAAAGGAGAGCGGUUCCUUGUCGCUGGCAGCUUUCAGCUGCUUUCCAGUCUCUGUGUGAUGAUUGCAGCUUCGAUUUACACAAACCGGAGGGAAAACUUCCAUGACUUUGAUACCGAUAGCAAUUACGGCUACUCAUACAUCCUAGCCUGGAUCGGUUUUGCUUUCACACUGUUGGGUGGUGUCAUGUACAUGGUUUUACGGAAACGCAAAUAGAAACCCUUUUUAAAGCAUUUGCUACAGGUUCGACUUGUAAGAGGCUCGAAAUGACACGCCCUUAGUGUGUCUGUCACCGCAGAGCAAUGUAGGCAGAUGGCAACAGAGAGUUUCCCUUCCAAACAAAUUACAUUUGUUAUACAAAGACAGUCAACAUUAAGCAACAGACAAAUCAUGUGUACUUGCCAAUUUUAUAGUCGUCCUUUUAAAAAAAAACUUUUAUUGUAAAUUCUUUUGAAACCAGUUUGGAAGAUUUUUUUUAUAUAAUGAAAUAACUCCUCGCCUUGUACGUUAAGCUAUUUCAAACCUUUUGUUCUUUUUAACCCAGAACGAGCUAACCUGUGCGUGCGUUUCAGUGUUGGUGAGAGCGUCUCCCUUGUCUUGGCAUCUCAUCGCUUCAAACCAAACUGUUCUGCUCCAACUCAAACAUCGCAAACUGUAAAGCCGUGUCUUGCCAGCCUAGUUUAUCUGCUCCUAGAUUCCUCUAACAUACGAUUAUUUUACAAAAAGUCCUACUUUUGUUACGGAUAUAAAUUCUCAUAAUUAUAUCAGAUGUAAUCUGGGGGGGAGAUGACAGGUUAACAAUCACAGAGCAAGAUGCGCUUUGUGACGCGUUUGGCUGCAGCUGUGCCCAUGUGACCCAGUAAUGCAUGUCAAACACACUACGUUCUGUGGUUAAGUUGUGGCUAUCUUUACUAAACAAUGUGUGGAGACUCUUGUAUUUCCCCAUGGAGGCCCAGAGCGAAUCCCUGCUCGGUUUGCAGUAAAAUCCCAAUAACUGUAUAAACACAUAACUUUUCAGUUCAACCCAAAAUAAUUACAAACGUAACUUUUAUUUUUUUUAAUUUGAUUAUUUUCAAUUUGAUUGUUUUAUUUACUUCCGAGGAGAGCUAGAGCUAGAGCAAGGCAGCCCGGGGUGUAGAUACAUGUGGAAUCUCUUCGCCGCUUCACACCGCUGGCAAUGUAGACUGAGGUCAAAAGAGGCCCAGGCCAGGUGAUGGGAUUGGAUCAACCCACUUUACAAUAUAUUCUGUGAAGCGCUUUGAGGUGUCCCGAAGAC